AUAGUAUUUACCAGGUUUACAAUAUACAGAUCCCCUGAGAAUACCUCUGCCAAUAAGAUGGAAGGGAGAAGUCAUCACAUGGGAUUUCAUGAAACUGAUGAAGAUGGAGAUUUGUCACCUCCAAGAAAGUUCUCUGCCAGAGAUGACUGUGAAGUUAUUACAAUAGGUAGAAAGUUAAUCUAAAAUUGUACAUGAAGUUAUGUUUUGUUUAACUUUUUUAACCAGUUUUACUUUUUACAUCAUCAAUAUUAUACAAUUUUACAUAUACUAUCCAUAACUUAUGUAUAUUAUUUAUAUAUUAUUUAUGUAAUUGUACAUCUUGUUGUACGUUAUUUAUUUAUCCAUAUAUUUAUUUUAACCAUUAUAUUAUUUUAUUAUAGUGAAUUGGUACAGAAGAGCCACCAUGUGGAGUACUAAUAAACCAUUAUUAUUAUUAUUAUUAUUAUUAUUAUUAUUAUUAUUACUUUGUCUCAAAUCAUAAUCUUUUAUUAUCCUAGUCAAGGGACAACAAAAUUAUUAUAAAUCUGGUAAGAAAAUGAUGAAAAAUUAACCACAAUACGUACAAUGUCAUUGUGUCAAUUUUGAACUCAAAAUUGCAUUUUUCUCCGCACAAAAAUAUAUGCAUCUAUCAGUUUGCUUUUUUCCAAAUUCAGUUCCCACACAGGAGUAGCUAUCACGCCACAAUAAAAAAGUUUAUUUUUACACUACACUACACUACCAUUACAUCCACAUAUAAAAUUGAAAUUAUGAUAUUGUACUUCAUUAUAAGCAUUAAAGUUUCCCUCUCUCUCUCUUCCCUAUUUUACUUGAACACCAGAACAUCAUCUUUCCACUGGGAUUGAAGAUGUAGGGCUGCAGGUACUGUUCUUAGAAUUUCUGUGAUAUACCCAUAAUGUAACACCCUAAGGCCAAACUCUACAUAUGUGUGAAUACAUUUACAGAAAAGCAAGAAUGAAUACUGAUGUGUAUCCCAUUAAAAAUCUCAAAGAUUUGAUUAUGGAAGUUGAAUCAGAGGAUAUAGAGAUACACCCCAAUUAUUCUUAAUUCUCUCAAAUUUAACAAUGAAAAAGACAUUAAAAAGAGAUGUUUUUCAUCUUGUCACAAGCGUGGGACAAAGAUAAAAUUCUGAGUCCCCUUGAGGAAUCAAACCUCAGACCCUUCAGAUUUUGUGCUCCAAUGCCCUACUACUGAGCCACAGAGACUCAAUGGUGAGCGAGGUCUAUUACGAGGUUCAUAUGACACGUGUCCUGCAUACUGCUAGGAAUUCAGCAAUGUCGAUAGGGUUAUGUUUGUAGAUAGAAAUAAGAGAGAAGGUAAAUUUUGAGCUCAGUAAAGAAAUAAACAUAAAUAAAAGACAUUGUUUUUAUGUUGGUUGUCUUAAAAUUGCUUGAAGAUUUGUGUUGUUUUUUUUCUUUUUUUCUUUCCUUAAUUUUGUAUCAUUAUUAUUUUGAUUCAUGUAUUCUAUUUUUUUUUUAAUUAUUUUUUUUUAGGAAAGUUUUAGCUAGCAUGAAUUAUUUCUAUUUUAUUUUCAUGGUUGCUGCUAGGUUUGGAGAGGGGCCCUCCUAUUAAGUGAUUUCUUGAUUUGCAAUGAAGAAAGGUGAGUUGUCUUCUUAUAGUACUUGUAUAUUAUAUAUUAAGUACUAUUUUGUAGGGCCAAAACAGUAACAGAAAGAAUCAAAAGAAAGUAUUUGAGGAAUGUUCAAUAAAUUUGUUUAUUGCAUCAUAGUGUUUACUAUAACAUGUGUCUGAUGUAUUGCUUUUUCUGUCUUUUGAUUUGUGUUGUGAAUAGAAGCAUAAUUACCAAAUAUAUAUUGACUUAUACACAGGAUUGACUUAGAGUCUGGUAAAUACAGUAUAUGUUCUUCCAAUCAGAUUUGAUGGAUGUUUUGGGUUGGAGCUUGGAGCAGGUCUUGGUUUAUGUAGCAUCAUAUUGGGAAGAGUGGCAAAGAGACUGUUCUGUACAGGUAUAGAGUCGUUGAUGUUGCAUAAUUGAAGUAGCAAGUAAAGUAAAAAAAAAUAAGUAUGUUUAUAUAUUCAGGUGUACUUUCAUCAAGGUAUAAAGCAUAGGCUGAAUCUGUUUUAAGAGCAACUUAAUUGUCUUCUUGUGGGUCCUUCAAACUUCCCUAUUGCCUUGAAGACCAAUGAACACAGCUGACACUACUUAAAACAUUUUCAACACAAGUCUAAUUUUUACGGAAUUUUGUAAUAUUUAGAUGUUGGAGACACCAUUCUCAGCAACUGCAAUGCCAACAUAGCAGCUAACUCUCAUCUUUUUAGAUAUGGUGAGUAAGAGAAUGAUGUAAAGUGAUUGAACUCAAGAUAGUCAUACCUUAUUGGAUUUUUGCUUUGAUGAUUACAGUCUUUUUGCAGUGUCUAUGAGAUAUGAAACUUCUGUUUGGGCCAUGUUUUCCAUAUUUGAGAACAUGAUAAUGAGGCAUGCACGGGAUGUCAUAUUUCCUAAAUUUUUGACAGAGUUUUUUCAACUUGCCUUACACACCAUUGUUGUUGAGAUGAUUGUAACUUUGGUUGGUAUUAGAAGGAAACCUUAUUCCUUAGCUAUCAAUUCCUCAAAUUCUUCUCAUUCACGCCAAGAAAGAAAGCUAAGUAGGCUGACAUUUAAAUUUUGAAUUGUUUGAUGCAUCAGCCCAUCAACAGACCUCUGUCAAAGAGCUCGUGCUCAAAACAUCACCUAUACAAACUCUUUAUGGUGGUCAAUUUACUUUAUCAGCUUAGAGGAUAAAACCAAAAUUUUUUUUCAUCUUUUUUUUCAUCUUAGGCAGUGAAGCUGUUACAGUUCAUGAAUUGGACUGGCAGAAAAAAGGAUUACCCUCUGGUAAGGAGAUGAACUUAGUUAUAAUGUUAAUUCUUAAUAGAGUGGCAAAAAUACAGUAAAUUAAUUAGGAUUGCAUUGGUUUUUUUUUUUUUUUUUUUUUUUUUUCCAUCUAUUUCUUAUACAAUUAUAUACAUAUUUUUGCUAAAUCUCAGUUUGCCUAGGACCCAAACUGUUUUGCCAACAGGUUUUGGCUUUCUGUUUCCUUUGCACCAGAAAUAAAACGUUAUUUGUCAUCUUGCUCUAGACAUCGAGCAAUUGGAAAAUUGUUUCUCUGCCCAACUUUCCUAUGUUAAAAAAACUCAUUAUCGUGACCACUCAUCUUCUUCUUCUUCAAGGGGGAGACUGAAAACAUGUGGUAGAAUUGGGUGUGAUUAUUCAAUAGUAUUUUUUGCAAUCCAUCAUUAUUUUUGUUGUUAUGUUACAGAGAAUGGUUCUUUCUGUUGGACAAUAGAAGAUCAAGAGCUGUUUAAAGCUAUCACAGUUGUAUUGGCUGCAGAUGGUUAGUGUCAGAAGUGAUCUUUUGUUCCUCAGGGGUAGUAAUUAAUAUUCAUUCAUUCUCCAUCUGGGUCUCACUGGCAGGGAAAGAAGUUCAUUUGAUUUUCCAAUUUCUUACUUUAAAUUUCCUUUAUUUAUUCUUAGUGAUUUAUGAUGAUUCCUUAACUGAUGCUUUCAUUAAAACGGUCUUGCAUCUUUUUGAGCAAAACACAGACAUAGUCCUUUACUUGACAGUGGAGAAACGGUGAGUUGGACAAGCUGAAUAAGAAAUAGAAGAUGAAAUAAGCUUUGUUUCAUCAGUUACCUCCCUGAGUUUGCAUAAUUUUUCACUUCCCCUGAGAUCUAUGGCACCUCAACUCUACCUAUAUUUUCAGAUUGAAUUUUACCCUGAAGGAUCUUGCUGUAACCUGUCCAGCAUACUCCCAUUUUACUGAGAGAAUAGAUGAACUGGAAAGUAAACAAAAAAGACUAACAGCAAGGAAACUCUCCACUGAUUUUCCUAAGUACCUACAGUAUGACAGAGUAAAGGAGCUGGUAAGUGUUGAAGUGAUUUUGUUUGUGUAUUAG
Molecule: messenger RNA, 3895 nt
Organism: Pocillopora meandrina
Lineage: Eukaryota; Metazoa; Cnidaria; Anthozoa; Scleractinia; Pocilloporidae
Source: the annotation of a GenBank genome assembly